AUGACUUCCUCGCGACCGAGCGGCACCGGCAGCACUGGCUGGCAAGAGACAGUGUCCAAUACAUCUCCGAAGCUGGUUAACGCAAUGGAGGCUGCCAGAGCCGGCGCUGCCGAAGUUGGACGCGUAGGCCGCCGCUUCCUCUACCGGAUAUGGGACUGGGAGCCUGUCAACAAUCGCACUAUUAAUGAGCCCGUGUGGUGUCUCGGCUGUUCGUACACGCUUGACAUCAAGCAGUACGGCUCGCCCUUGUCAUCGUCGUCGCUAUCCCAGCUUACAGCAGACACACCACCCUUGGAUAAGUCACAGCUUGCCGCCACGCAUCAGCACCAAGACUUUAAUGGCGUCCGGACCAUUGCCACGGCAACUUGUCUAUCAGACACCUCAAUGUCUGCAGCACCGGCAGGUUCCCAGCUGGGAUCCUUCGACACGGCCCCAGAUUCUGUAACGAGUGGUUAUGAUUCGGCUUUAGCAUACGAAGAGCCUGGGCAAGAUGGUGGAUGGCCGCCCACCUUUCUCGACGACUUCGAGUCUCGUAUAUGGAUGACGUACCGCACUGACUUUGCAUUCAUUCCGAGAUCGAGCGACCCCCAAGCGUCUUCUGCCCUGUCCUUCGCGAUGCGGAUAAAGACUACCUUUUCGGACUUGACGGGCUUCUCGUCCGAUACGGGCUGGGGGUGCAUGAUAAGGUCAGGUCAGAGCCUCCUAGCAAACGCUAUACUUAUUGCUCGCCUUGGCCGUGAAUGGAGGCGAGGUACAGACUUAGAUGCGGAAAAGGACAUCAUUGCCCUUUUUGCAGACGACCCUCGCGCCCCAUAUUCCCUACACAACUUUGUCAAAUACGGUGCCACGGCGUGUGGCAAAUACCCGGGUGAAUGGUUUGGUCCGUCGGCAACUGCACGGUGCAUACAGGCAUUGGCGGACGAGAAGCAGUCGGGCUUGCGGGUAUACUCAACCGGUGACCUACCGGAUGUUUACGAAGACAGCUUUAUGGCGGUUGCGAAUCCGGAUGGGCGCGGCUUCCAGCCAACACUGAUUCUCGUAUGCACAAGACUUGGCAUUGACAAAAUCAACCAAGUAUACGAAGAGGCCCUCAUCUCAACUCUGCAGUUACCCCAGUCAAUAGGUAUAGCCGGCGGUCGUCCUUCCUCGUCCCAUUAUUUUGUCGGCGUCCAAGGCCAACGGCUCUUCUACUUGGACCCUCAUCACCCACGGCCUGCACUUCCUUAUCGCGAAGAUCCGAGAGGAUAUACGGCAGAAGAAUUGGAUACGUGUCAUACUCGACGACUGCGACAGCUUCAUAUUGGCGACAUGGAUCCUAGUAUGCUUAUCGGGUUUCUCAUCAAGGAUGAGGACGAUUGGGACACGUGGAAAAGCUCCGUGAAGCAUGUUCAGGGCAAGUCCAUCAUCAGUGUUUCCCCGUACGACCCUGCCAGGGGGCAGGGUGGAGGGCGUGCCGAAGCCAUUGAUGAAGUAGAAACUCUAGAGAGUGAUGAUGAUGGAGAACCCGCUUUGGGAGCAUAAUGACUCAAGAAACGGGGCAUGAUGUAUUCGGAGCCUCGCUUCACUACUCAACUUCAAGCCAGUACGAGACCGACGAAAAGAGACGUUGAGGCACACACGGUAGGUGGCGGUACCGACGCUAUAUUGUACAAAGUCUUGGGCGCGUGUUAUGAUCGUCUGAUGUGACGGUAGUACACAAAACUAUCUACCGUCUCGCUUUUCUAUCACCCUUUGUGGAUUGAGGUGCAGGGGCCGCAUGAU
This is a messenger RNA of Neurospora tetrasperma FGSC 2508, 1761 nucleotides long. RefSeq lists its product as uncharacterized. Gene Ontology annotation, molecular function: protein-phosphatidylethanolamide deconjugating activity. The record is from RefSeq and is a predicted model, not a curated record. NCBI's taxonomy places the organism in Eukaryota, Fungi, Ascomycota, Sordariomycetes, Sordariales, Sordariaceae. The coding region runs from base 1 to 1521 and encodes 506 amino acids. The transcript has 4 exons.